Molecule: messenger RNA, 2127 nt
Organism: Gilbertella persicaria
Lineage: Eukaryota; Fungi; Mucoromycota; Mucoromycetes; Mucorales; Choanephoraceae
Exons: 5
Coding region: 64-2127 (687 amino acids)
Molecular function (GO): RNA binding
Source: RefSeq, a predicted model, not a curated record
GCUUUAUCCUUGCUCUUGUUUCUCUUGAAUUUUUUUUCCUUUCCUUUCUUUGUUAUUUAUCAAAUGGAUUUUCCGUGGCUAUCGGACACCCAUAAACAUUUUGGAAACAAACAAAGUAAUCAACCCACUACUAAUUUCACAGACAAUGCAAGACGCGCUCGUGCAGGCACAAUGCCUUCCUCCACACUCCCUCCUUUGUUUGACUUGAGCCCAUAUAUUGCUCAACAAAAACCACAACAUUCUGGUUCAAUCAGUAACCUUGAUGAGAGUCCCCUUGAUGAAAAUUCGAAUAUUGCAAGCACACUUGCCUCUCUGGGGUUACAUGACGACGAUGGACCAACACCUCCAAUGCGCCAUCGUGCUUUUACAGUCUCUUCAAGACAAUAUCCCGACGUAUCAUCUUUUAGUCUCUUUCCAGAGCAAUCUGUUCCUCAUCGACGUCCAAGGGCCAUUAGUCUUGGUAUGGCAGAUAGAAAAGGGUUUUCUCCUUUUGAUCAUUUUCGUACAACUCCAAAUUUGACAGACGAACUAUUGUACAACACACUUCCUCAAAUGGAGGAGGAAGUCAAUGAGGAAGGUGGAGGACAUCAAACACCUUCCCGUGCGCUAUGGUUGGGUAAUAUUAAUCCUUCCUUGAGUGUGCCUGAUCUCCACAAGAUGUUUGCACGUUAUGGCCAUGUUGAAAGUGCACGUAUCUUAUCUGACAAAGAAUGUGCUUUUGUUAAUUUUGAUACUGUGGAGUCUGCAAUAGCUGCAAAAAAGGACCUUGUCAAUCGACUCGGUAGUAAAGUCAAGGGUAGUGUGGUCAAAGUAGGUUUUGGAAAAGCAGAUGUUAGUUUAGCUAUGGCACUUUCAAACGAAUCUGGCCCUAAUGCUCAAGGUCCCACUCGCUCCUUAUGGGUUGGAAAUAUACCAUCCAAUAUCAAUCCUUCUGUAUUACGAUCUUUGUUUCAACCUUUUGGCUCAAUUGAGUCCAUUCGCAUCCUCUCUCACAAAAACUGUGGUUUUAUCAACUUUGAGCGUCAAGAAGAUGCUGUACGUGCACGCAAGCAUAUGCAAAACAAAGAGAUUUUAGGCCCUGGCACAGACACUGUUCGUGUAGGAUUUGCCAAGGCACCUGAAACAAGCGAUGUUAUUGAAGAUGUAGUAAUUUCAGGCAAUACUGUCACUUCUUAUGCUACACCUUCUCAACAGCAACAAAAGCAACAGCAACAGCAACAGCAACAGCAACAGCAACAGCAACAGCAACAGCAACAAUUGCAGGACAAGACAGAUUCAACGCAACGGAGCAGUGUCAUUUUGAUGGCUACAAUGAUGAUGAAUGCUCAAAAACAACAGCAUCAACAAGAGUCUAAUUCACUGAGUAGUAUGGAUGAAAACAAACGUCUGGCAAUUGAACGCAAGUUCAUUAUGAAACAAUUGGGUUAUGAAGAGAAAGAAGAAGCAAAUCGCACACCCAUUGAAUAUGCAACAUAUAUUCCUAUUGUACUUGAAUUUAGCGCUGAUCGUCAAUUGGGUCCUCUGCGUCUCCGAGAGAUUAGAAAGGCAUUAGAUAAUGGACAAGCUAUUCCUGAUAUUGAAGCUAUUGCGUCUGAAUGUACUGACGAAAUUGUUGAACUCUGUAGUGACUAUAUUGGAAAUACAGUAGUUCAAAAAUUAUUUGAACAUUGCUGUGAUGAAACCAAAACCAUAUUGCUUUCUAAAAUUGCCCCUCAUCUGGCCUCUAUUGGUGUCCAUAAAAAUGGUACUUGGGCAGCACAAAAGAUCAUUGAUACAGCCAAGACAAAGAAGCAAGUUCAGUUGAUCUCUGAGCAUAUUGCUCCUUAUGUUCCUCUUUUGCUUCUUGAUCAAUUUGGUAAUUAUGUUGUUCAAUGCUGUUUACAUAUGGAACAAAAUCAGUUCAUUUUUGAUGCUAUUGUUGACAAUUGCUGGGAGAUUGGUCAAGGUCGUUUCGGUGCUCGUGCUGUUCGUGCUAUUCUAGAGAACUCAUCAGUGACUCGAGACCAGCAGAUUUAUGUGGCUGCAGCUAUUAUGCAAAAUGCACUUUUGUUAUCUUCAAAUGCCAAUGGUUCUAUAUUACUGAACUGGCUGCUUGAUACCUCUGGAUUACUUCAUCUUACCCUCUAG